Messenger RNA from Laetiporus sulphureus 93-53, 1842 nucleotides. RefSeq lists its product as uncharacterized. Bases 1 to 1842 code for a protein of 613 amino acids. The record is from RefSeq and is a predicted model, not a curated record. NCBI's taxonomy places the organism in Eukaryota, Fungi, Basidiomycota, Agaricomycetes, Polyporales, Laetiporaceae. The transcript is spliced from 3 exons.
AUGACUCAAUCUGUGUCGGAUUCCACGCUAUCACCAACGCCACUCAGUCCUUUCUCGUCAUAUUCCGUCGCCAGCGGCGUUACUUCUGACGAUGCACCUGACCUCGGUGCCUUCACGACUGUAUUCCGAGCAUUGAAUGUUCUACAACCGCGUACCGGCCCCAUUAACGUCCGCCAUGGAACGCCCGUUGCACCCUCACUCGCCUUCUCACCUUCGCUUUCGGACUCUGAAGCACCAGUUAGCUCCACCGUGUGGCCAUCACAUCCGAUCUCAUCAUACCUGUCGUAUUCAUCACCGGACAGUGUCUCUCGCGGGCGUUCGCUUCCGCCAUCAGAGAGCGAUUCGACUGCCUCUGAGGCCGACAAAUAUGAAUCACUGGAGCUGGAGGCUGACUUUUCGUCCUCAAUCGAUCAGCCGUCACUCGGCUACCUCGACGAGGCGCUCGACUUUAUCGCCGCAGAACGUGCGAGAUUCGUGGCACAGCGUGAUCGGACUCUCCGCGAGAAUGUCAGUCCGGCGACGACUACCACGACGUCGGAUAGUGUCUGGAGACACGUCAUCCAGCCGCGGCGCAAGCGUCGAAAGAAGAAGGGUCGUUCUGUCCAUGAUGUUUCUCGCGUACGCGUGCCCGAUCGUGACCUGGACCUGACUGGGGCGAUAGCGGGCGAUGCCACUGCAGGCGAAGAUGCCGACGCGGACGAGCCGUACGAAUACUCAUCGUCAUCCAUUCAGUCUUCUUCCCCUCGCGUCUUAAUGAGAGACGGCAGGUCUCGAAUGCGUAAUCUGUAUAAAGCAUACCUGCAGCAUCCGGGGGUGGAGGACAACAAGCCACGUCUGCAUCACAGCAAAUCGACACCUAACUUGAUACCCUCUGUAUCGAUACCCCUAGACGCGCGUGUCCUGCACCUGCGCAAUCUUGCACACAAGCUGCGGCUUUUGUUCCCACAGGAUGCUGUCUCAUUGCACCGAACGAUGCUCGCUCCGGGAGGCGUCAUUACCGCCUCUCCUGACUUCGUCGACACACGCGGACCGGAGCCGUGCUCACGCGAUAUCCUCAUUCACGUAUUUGUUGACCAUUCAAACAUUCUUAUUGGAUUUCUAUCUUACAUCCGCCGGCACAUGUCCUAUCUCGGUCGCCACCGGCCUAAACUUCUCUCGCAUGCAGCGCUGGCGCUCAUCCUUGAGCGCGGCCGCCCCGUCACACGUCGUGUGAUGGUCGCAUCGUCGCCUUUAUACCAGCCUGUCAGCACCGCCGAGCAGCUCGGCUACGAGGUGCGCGUCUUUGCACGGGUACCCGACACAGGUGACGGUGCGGAUCGGCGGCAUUUAUAUACUCACUCACGUUCGCAUUCCUACGUGAAUGCCGAGCGGCAUAGCCCUGGUCUGACGACCGGGAACGGACGCGGGGACGGGCAUAUACGCAACAAUUCUAAACGGAGCUCAUAUGUUGGGAACGGGACGUCAACCGAGUCCGAUACGGGAACGGGAACGGGAACGGGCCAAGGAACUCCGAGUCGAACUCGUUACCGCGAGCAGGGCGUCGACGAGCUGCUACAGCUGAAGCUGCACCAAGCCAUUGUGGACGUGGACGUCGUUCCGCCGAAUGCGACAAUCGUGCUCGCGACAGGUGACGGCAAUGUAGGCCAGUUUAACGAAGAGGGGUUCUUGGGAUGCGUACGCACCGCGCUGAAGAAGGGGUGGCGCGUCGAACUGUAUGCUUGGGAGGGUGGCCUGAGCCGCGCAUGGAUGCGCGAGUUCGGCGAUUCUCCAUGGAGCGAGAAGUUCCAAAUCCAUAUGCUGGAUCGGUUCGCUUCUGAUCUGCUGGAGGUAUGGGUUGAGUGA